AUGAACAUUUUGAAUAACGGACGAUUUGGAAUACCUGCUGCCUGCACCGGUUCUAUGGUUUACUGUAUUCACAAAACCAUUGCACAUGUAUCCGAACGGGCCCAGUUUGGAAGGAAAUUAAAAGAAUUCGGAAAUGUCCAGGAGCAGUUGAUCGAUAUGGUUCUACGCCACUACGCUACUGAAAGUCUCGUCUACAUGUUGUCGGGUACAAUGGAUCGAGGCGUUCAGGACUAUCAGCUUGAAGCUGCCGUCGGCAAAAUCAUGGCUUCUGAGAAUGCAUGGAACGUCUGUGAUCGGGCAAUACAGCUGCACGGUGGUAUGGGCUACAUGAGGGAAUGCGAAAGGCAGUGGGAAUUGGUACGGCUAGCCGAUGCAGCCAUUGAUAUAUACAGUACGGCGGCGGUUCUGUCGCGAUGUAGUCGUGCUGCGGCUCUGCAACAGUCUGCUUUCGACUGCGAACGAAAAUUGGCUGAAUUGUAUACCAAACAGGCUUGUGCGCGUGUUAACUUGCUGAUGACCGACAUACUGACACGAACUGGCGAAGUGGAUCAGAUCAAGACUAUUUCGGAUGAGAUCUUCAAAGCUGGUGCCUUGACUUCGCUCCAUCCUCUCGAUUACUAA
Molecule: messenger RNA, 621 nt
Organism: Gongylonema pulchrum
Lineage: Eukaryota; Metazoa; Nematoda; Chromadorea; Rhabditida; Gongylonematidae
Source: the annotation of a GenBank genome assembly